CCGGAUAAAAUAAGGAAGGAAAAGCAGCGGGAGAAAAGAAGCGAUGGUGAACUUGUGACCCGUCUCCUGUUUGUCGGCUGAAAGCUGCCGUUUGUUUACUAUUUUUGUUAUUGGGGCUGUUGCAUUAAAUGGAGUUGAUUUAAAUCAGUCAUGGCUGAGGAAUCAGGAGAGGAAAUCCAGCUACUCAGAAGUCAGAAGCCAAAGCUUAUAGAAAUCCUGAGUGCCGAUCCCGACUUUGUACUCCAGCAUGCAGAUGCUCGCCGUCUGCUGCCUCUUCACGCCUACCAGCACGUGAAAUCUUGCCGCGUUCCCAGUGAAAAAGUGACAGAGCUUUUGGAUCACGUCAUACAGAGAGGUCCCGAAGCAGCAAAAGAGCUACUGGAGCUUUUCAAGGAUAACGCCUUGCAAGAAACCUUCCCAAGCCUUGACUUUAUUAACAAACUGAAAGUCAACACACGGUCCUCGGGAGGAAAAGAAACCUCAGAAAAAAGAAAACAAGCACCUGAGAUACCAGAUGUCAUUCCAAACAAAAAGAUCUGCAACAAUGGCUCUGGCAUGGUGAGUGAGAAACAGCUGAUGUCUGUGGCCCGUACCAUUGGCAAAUCUUGGAGGGCGAUUGGCAGAGAAGCUCUGGAAAUCUCAUCUGUGAAACUGGAGCAAAUCGAAGAGGACCAUAAUCUCCAUGUGGAGCGAGUCUUUGCCAUGCUGUGUCACUGGCGUAACUCGCAGAGGGAAAAAGCCACACCCACUCAACUGCAUUCACUUCUCAGUCAGGGAGAGUGGAUGUUGCCACCUGAAAGCAUCGACUUCCUGUUGAAGACUGACUGAUUACUUGCUUGGAGUAUAAAGGAAAUGUUUUUCAUAAAUAUCAGGGCUUAAACAAGAACAAGAUUGUAUUGUUUACUACUCUGCAUUUAGCACUACUGUGUUUUAUACUGUACAUUUUUAAAUGAUGCAUUAACAAUUAUUGUAGGAAAGUCAUAGAAGUUUUGCCUCAUGAAAUCUCUUACAAGAGUUGCUUUUAUGUCGGUUUUCUGUUGUGGUAUCUGUGGUAUGAUUUUUAUUCACCUUUCAUUUGAGAAGAUAAUGAAAAGAAAGCUGUACUUACUUCAUUUGAACGGUAUUUUCUUUUUGUGUUGGGAUUAUUGAUCUUAGGGAUGAAGCUCAGCCGUCCACAUGAAGCAGCAGAGAAAAGAACAUUUUCAAAACUCUUUCGUGGAAAACAUCUGCAAAAGACAGAAGCAGGAGAACCUUAGUACCACUUGAAAUAACUCUUUGUAAUUGUUGUAUUAUUCGUUCAACUGCCAUAAAAUAAACAAUAUGUUAUUUUUA
Messenger RNA from Neolamprologus brichardi, 1332 nucleotides. RefSeq lists its product as uncharacterized. Gene Ontology annotation, molecular function: protein binding. Gene Ontology annotation, biological process: regulation of apoptotic process; signal transduction. NCBI's taxonomy places the organism in Eukaryota, Metazoa, Chordata, Actinopteri, Cichliformes, Cichlidae. The record is from RefSeq and is a predicted model, not a curated record.